AUUUGCAUUUUGAUCGGUCACGUUCGAGCCUCCGAUUUCAGCGAUUUAAGGGGUCCAUACUGCGAAAAGAGAUCAGGAGGAUGCUGUCCGGGACGAAUGGAUGAAUGUUCGGUACCCAUUUUAGGUACUCUUUGUUACUGCGAUGAAUUUUGCAACAGGACGAGAUCCGACGAUUGUUGUCCCGAUUAUUGGACGUUUUGCAAAGGAUUUCCGGUUCCGUCUCCGGCACCGGAACCCACAAGGAGUAAGUUUUAUUUAUUUAUUUACUAA
Pediculus humanus corporis (human body louse) is the source of this 270-nucleotide messenger RNA. RefSeq lists its product as uncharacterized. The record is from RefSeq and is a predicted model, not a curated record. The transcript has 2 exons. NCBI's taxonomy places the organism in Eukaryota, Metazoa, Arthropoda, Insecta, Psocodea, Pediculidae. The annotation marks the transcript as partial.